This is a messenger RNA of Anoplopoma fimbria (sablefish), 2727 nucleotides long. RefSeq names its product zinc finger protein 362a (gene znf362a). The record is from RefSeq and is a predicted model, not a curated record. Bases 241 to 1581 code for a protein of 446 amino acids. Gene Ontology annotation, cellular component: nucleus. Lineage: Eukaryota; Metazoa; Chordata; Actinopteri; Perciformes; Anoplopomatidae. The transcript has 9 exons.
CGGUUUUUUAAAUCCAACGUGACAACACAACAUCUGCAAGAAAAAAAAAAAAAAGCCACCGUUUAAAUUAGAAACCAGAAAAUGGGUUAAAAAAUCAGUUUCAGCUCAGUGUGUUUGGGAAGCCUGCAGCACCCAGAAGUGAACAGCAGGCGACCCGGAAGGUUUGAAGUCCGACUGAGAGCGAGCAGAAAGAAGAGUCUAAUCCUUUUUAUAAAAUAUUUCUUCCCUCGCUGGUUCAGGAUGGCUGAACCUCGCUUUAACAAUCCCUAUUUUUGGCCUCCUCCUCCUACCAUGCCUGGCCAGCUGGAUAACCUAGUCUUGAUUAAUAAAAUCAAGGAGCAGCUGAUGGCAGAGAAGAUCCGACCGCAACAUCUGCCCGCUGCCUCAGCCCCUUCCCAACAGCCCUUACUGGCUCCCAACAUCCAGGUGGAUGGCGGCCAGCACGCCAUGUCCAAAACUCACCAGAUGCAGGUUCUCCACAGCCACAGCCCGUCUCAGCCCGAUAUCGCCCUGCACGCCCGCCCCGCCUCCAGCUCAGUCACAGGUCGCAUUCUGGGAGAUGUAAACUUGAAUCUGGACGACAAGGCAGCUAUAAAAGCCAGAGGAUUAUGGGAAGACUGGCAUCUGCGUCAACUUAUAGACCAUCCCUCCAGGACGAACCACGUCUCAGGUGUGGCACUGGCAUCCAGGACAGGCAACCUUAACACUUCAGAGAUUAUCACCCCCACCACACCCACCUCCAGCAGCCACAGCCGGCUGGGUGGAGCCCCCACACCUCACCUCAUCUCAGGUUUAGCCUGCGGCCACGGCAUGGAGCACGGGAAAAACAACGGGGGCCUCGUGGGACUCCUCGGCCCUCCUCCGAAGGAGGAACGAGGGCGUAAGAGGAUCAAAGCAGAGAAUGGGUCGUCUCUUUUGGUGGUGCCCUAUCCAAUCCUAGCUUCAGGCAACGACCAGUCAUGUGUCACCAUUACUUCCAAGCAAGGAAAAACCUACAGGUGUAAAGUUUGUCCGCUGACCUUCUUCUCCAAGUCGGACAUGCAGAUGCACUCCAAAACGCACACGGAGGCCAAGGCCCACAAGUGUCCUCACUGCACUAAGUCCUUUGCCAACGCGUCGUACCUGGCCCAGCACCUGCGCAUACACCUGGGCAUCAAGCCUUACCGCUGCUCCUACUGCGAGAAAUGUUUUCGCCAACUCUCCCAUCUGCAGCAACACACCAGAAUUCACACAGGGGAUCGGCCUUAUAAAUGCCUGCACCCAGGAUGUGAAAAAGCUUUUACUCAGCUAUCUAAUCUGCAGUCUCACCAGAGGCAGCACAACAAAGACAAGCCCUUCAAAUGUUCCAACUGUUACCGUGCCUAUUCAGACUCUGCCUCGCUGCAGAUCCAUAUGUCUGCACACGCCAUCAAAAAUGCCAAGGCCUACUGCUGCAGCAUGUGCGGCAGGGCAUACACGUCGGAGACAUACCUUAUAAAACACAUGUCCAAACACACAAUGGUGGAACAUGUGGUGUCCCAUCACUCCCCCCAGCACAGGACAGAGUCUCCCACCAUCCCUAUACGGAUCUCCCUCAUCUGAGCUCCUCACCAGUCUCUUGCCCUCCCAUCAGAGACGUUUCCUGUGAUGUCUGCACUCCUCUGAUGGACUUCGAACCCAUUAACGGGUUUAAAAAAAUGUGCCGGAUUGUACAAGUAUCUUGUGAAGAGGUGCUCUUUUAAUGAGUGUAUCCUCCUUUUCCUUUCUUGCUGACCAGAUAGUAUUAUCGGGGACAUCCAAAGAUGACUUCUCAGCACUUUCAGGCCGGGAAAUGACAGGCCUAAAAAUUGUCUCUUUCUAUGUGACUACACAGGGGGAAAAAAGAGUAUUGCUCCAGGCAGCUACAGUACAUGGGAAAUCUUUUAAAACUUUUUGUGUAAUAAUGAGAUUACAUUGUCUUUUUUUAUAUGGUCCAUUUCUUUCUUUAUUCAAGAAUUUGAAAACAAAUAUAUUUGCAUCAGAGAGAGUCUUCCGUCAGCUGAGUGGCCAAGUGAGCAUAAAGGAGAAUGCUUAUAUAAUGCGUAUUCAUGUAUAUCUUGCCACUUGUUAUGUCAGUGUUUGCAAUGUUUCACCAAUCACAUGGCCAUUACAUUUUCAUUACAGUAUUUUUUACCCUGUUGCCAACAUCACAAUGAGGUGUGACUCAUAAUUAGACAAAUAGAUAUAUUUUAUUUUACUUUUGUUUUGUGAUGUUAUAAAAUAAGCUCAAGGCAGUCCUCAGGUUUCCUCUGUUCUAGUUAAAUCAGUGCUGUAGGUCUCCUAAAAAACAAGAAGUGUUAAAAAAGGUUAGAUAUAAAGAACCACACAAACCAAGCAAAAAACUUCAAUUCAAACAGUCAAAACCCCCUAAAAACAUGAUCAUUUAUAUGCACUCAGUGCUUUUUUUGUCCACUUUUGAUGAGCAAAUAAAUAAAUGCAGUGGAAAGACUAAAAUGUGUUACAGAUGUGUUACUUUCCAGGAAAACAUUAAUAAUGAGGUCCGGCUUUUGGAUUUUCAGCCAUAAUGUUUAACUAAAGAAUCACACUUUUUUAAAUACUCAUUUUGCCAUUGUUUUAUGAAUGAAAAUGUUGACAUUUGAUAUGCAUUUACGCCUUAAUUUGUUACAACUCUCCACGCUGUUGUUUUAUCACUUUACAUUUGCCUUUAUUUCAUAGCAUGAUAUAUACUGUAAAUAAACUAUAUUAACU